Manihot esculenta (cassava) is the source of this 841-nucleotide messenger RNA. Its product is annotated as histone H4. Gene Ontology annotation, biological process: nucleosome assembly. Gene Ontology annotation, molecular function: structural constituent of chromatin; protein heterodimerization activity; DNA binding. Gene Ontology annotation, cellular component: nucleosome. The transcript has a single exon. The record is from RefSeq and is a predicted model, not a curated record. The coding region runs from base 379 to 690 and encodes 103 amino acids. NCBI's taxonomy places the organism in Eukaryota, Viridiplantae, Streptophyta, Magnoliopsida, Malpighiales, Euphorbiaceae.
UCAAGUCGCAUACGACAGCUCCCUCAUUGAAAUAAACGAUAAAAAGCUAUCGGCUGGUCAAACGACGAGUCAUUCACUUUUCCAACGCUUUUGAGAACUUGACCACUAUCCACUCUGGCAAUCCGCUCAAGAAUAUGGUCAGGUGAAUAUAAUCAACGCUUCAAAUCAAGCGUACUCCGCUGACGCGGAUUGAACUUUAUGACCGUCGAUAAUGCUUCAUCCAACGGUUACCAGGUUCCUUCUACUUGUACAUUUGGCUCUAAAAUUUGGCAAUUUUUGAAAAUUGAAAAAUUAAAGAAACUCGCGCUUGAACUCCCAAUAUAAACCCUAAUUAAGCCGUCUCCCCUCAUCACUGAACUGAAUUGAGAAAGAGGAAAAAUGUCGGGUAGAGGAAAGGGAGGAAAGGGUCUGGGAAAGGGAGGAGCAAAGAGGCACAGGAAGGUAUUGAGGGAUAACAUUCAGGGAAUCACGAAGCCGGCAAUUCGUCGGCUAGCCCGUAGAGGAGGCGUGAAGCGUAUCAGUGGUCUCAUUUAUGAGGAAACCAGAGGCGUCCUCAAGAUCUUCCUUGAAAAUGUGAUACGUGAUGCUGUCACUUACACUGAGCAUGCUCGAAGAAAGACCGUAACUGCCAUGGAUGUUGUUUAUGCCCUGAAGAGGCAGGGUCGAACCCUCUACGGCUUUGGUGGUUGAUAUAUAUUUUUUUCUUCCUUUUCGAUGUUAGGUUUUAAUCAAAUGUUUGGUGUAAAGUUCUCAGUUGAGAAUUUGAAUCAUUCAGUUAACGGAAUCACAUAUCUGAAUCUGUAUUGAACUUAUUUGAAUAUAAUUCAUUUCAUUUCUACAA